AUGCAACUCGCAACACAUUCUCUCGCUGGAAAACAGAGGGCAGGAAUGCAAUGGAUGGGAAAGGACCCCCCCCCCCGUACCUAUUAA
Molecule: messenger RNA, 87 nt
Organism: Gryllus bimaculatus (two-spotted cricket)
Lineage: Eukaryota; Metazoa; Arthropoda; Insecta; Orthoptera; Gryllidae
Source: the annotation of a GenBank genome assembly